This is a messenger RNA of Frankliniella occidentalis (western flower thrips), 1468 nucleotides long. Its product is annotated as lipase 1-like. The coding region runs from base 145 to 558 and encodes 137 amino acids. Lineage: Eukaryota; Metazoa; Arthropoda; Insecta; Thysanoptera; Thripidae. The record is from RefSeq and is a predicted model, not a curated record. The transcript is spliced from 3 exons.
CGAAGUAACGACGUUACCAGUAACGUAACGCGUUACAAUUCUCCGAAGGCUGUAACGGUAUCGGUAACGCGUUACCGAGGGUAGAGUAACGAGGUAACGGUAUCGCGAUACAUUUUCAAAGUAACGUUAACAACCCUGGUACUCAUGAUGUUUCUUUAUGUUUUUCAGAGACUGUUAGAAUUAAUGGUCAGUCACUUUCCUGCCGGGGCCUCAAAUCGUCAAGUAUUGCACUACGCUCAAAGCAUAAUGGCAGGUGGUAAUUUCCAAAAGUACGAUUUCGGCCCAUCAAAAAAUAAGCAAGUGUAUGGAACCAAGAACCCACCAGGUUACAACCUGCGUAAUAUCUCAUCACCUAUGUAUGUUUAUUACUCGUCAACGGACGCAUUAGUCAAUGACAGGGAUGUCGAGGACCUUGCUAAGAGUUUGCCGGUGAUAAAAAGACUGCAGAGAGUUACGAACACAAGUUUCAAUCAUAUUGAUUUUCUCAUCGGCAGUAUGGCGUAUGAGGCGGUAUACAAGCACGUAAUAAGAGAUUUGCUCAGUCACGUACAUAAAUAGAUAAAUAGUUAUACGCUAUUGUGAAGGGCAGGUUUUUAAUCAUGAUCCUCAAUGCUGUUUUGAAAUAUCAACCGUUCAAUAAGUUAAAGCUUUUAUUGGCUAAGCUUGCGAAGCCUUUGCUGUGAUGUGCGGUGCAGAGAACUCUUUGGUGGUUGUGUGUCUAUAUAUAACCACACACGUUUCUGAAAGACGGCAACUUCAAUUAGCUUCAAACUGCGCACGAAGCAUCAGUAUACCCGGAUGGAAGGAUCUUCACUUACUCUCCAGGAUGUUUCUGUGUUUUUAAUGUACCAAUAACAGUUGUUAAAAAUGUGUAAAAGGAGAGAGUAAACUGUGUUUAAACCAGAAAUAAACUGAAGAAUUUUGCAGUAUUAGUGAUGACUAAGCAUAGAAUUUACUACUUUUAGUACAGAAAAACUAUAGAACAAGCAGGCCCGCCCUUCCGCCAAACGGAGUUGCCAGCCCCACUUCGCUGCGCCGGCAACUCCGUUCGGCAGGGGCCAGGCCUGCUUGGCCUGCCGGCGGCGAUGGUCGGGCCUUCGGCUCUUCGUCAAUAGCCUUCUUUCACAUUUUAUUUUUGACGCAUUCCUGGUAUGUGAACAUUGCCUCCUGGGAGGACUGGACAAGAAGGCUCAGAAGGCGUUUCUCUCCUUCAUUGGUGUCUGCAGUCCAGUACACUUCGUAGUCAUCAAAUCUGCUAGGCAACUUUAUGUUUUGGCGUGGUCUCUGGGUUUGUGCAGCUUGCUCAAGGUUGUCUGCAGGUUCCUGAAGGGUGCCAUCCAUUUCCUGAUGAUUGCCAUCCUCGAGUGGGUCUUCCUCUUGCACUAUAUCAACCAGCACUCAGUUGGCGGUUUCUGUCAUCCCGGGCAAGUGCAUAAUAGGAUCUGCAUCGCGCUCUUCAGAUGGGUGU